Molecule: messenger RNA, 420 nt
Organism: Exophiala bonariae
Lineage: Eukaryota; Fungi; Ascomycota; Eurotiomycetes; Chaetothyriales; Herpotrichiellaceae
Exons: 1
Coding region: 1-420 (139 amino acids)
Source: RefSeq, a predicted model, not a curated record
AUGGCAUUCGGCGGCUUCUUCGGCGGAGGCGGAUCCAACGACUCGUCCUCAUCCUCAUCAGACAACUCAUCCUCCACUCCAUCAUCCAGCAUCUCAACCUCAUCACCCUUCUCCAGUGGCCCCUCAGCACAACCGCCCUCGGAGAUCCGUCAGAAAAUCCAAUCCGCACUAGCUCUUCAAGCGAGCGUCGAGAACGCAAAGUUUCUGAUCCAAAAAGUCAAUGAGAACUGCUUCGAACACUGCAUACCGGCACCGGGCUCAAAUCUCAGCGCAAAGGAAUCAAGCUGCCUGAGCUCGUGUAUGGAGAAAUACAUCGAGGCCUGGAAUCUGACAAGUCGCACUUACAAUGCCCGUCUGCAUAGGGAUUCGUUGGCGCAGGGUGGGCCAGGCCUUGCUGGACAGUCCAAGGAGCUGUUCUAA